Molecule: messenger RNA, 2946 nt
Organism: Tinamus guttatus (white-throated tinamou)
Lineage: Eukaryota; Metazoa; Chordata; Aves; Tinamiformes; Tinamidae
Source: RefSeq, a predicted model, not a curated record
CCUGUGCUGACUUUGCAGGCUGCAGCUGAAGACAGUAAUGGGAAAGUAAAAGUGUAUCUCAGAGUUCGGCCCCUGCAGUCUACAGAGCUGGAAAAGGGGGAAGAUCAGGGCUGCGUCUGCAUUGAGAACUCGGAGACUCUGCUUCUAAAAGCCCCCAAGGAGUCCUUCACCAUGAAGAACACCGAACGUGGGGUGGGACACGCAGUGCAUAAAUUCACUUUCACCCAGAUCUUUGGGCCAGAUGUGGGGCAGAAGUUGUUCUUUGAUGCUACAAUGAAGCAGGUGGUAAAGGAUGUACUGAAUGGGCAGAAUUGGCUGGUUUACACCUAUGGCAUCACCAAUUCAGGGAAGACUCACACUAUUCAGGGUACCAUCAAAGAUGGUGGGAUUCUGCCUCGGGCCUUAGCAGUCAUCUUCAAUAGUGUGGGGGACCAACUGUAUCAAGCCAUGGAUCUGAAACCUUCACUCUCCAGCGAGGUGAUGUGGCUGGACAGCCGGCAGGCUCGGCAGGAAGAGACCAGGAAACAGACCUUGCUGCGGGGGGGUCUGUGGGAGGAGGAGCUAUUAACACCACUGAAGAGGAGUCACAGUGCUGAAUCCCAGCUUCAAGCCACCACAAGUGGCAGCUUUGACAGUGGAGUUGCUGGGCUCUCUUCAUCCAGUCAAUUUACCAGCCAUUCAGACCUCAGCCAGACAGAAGAACUGGGUCCUCGCUGGGCUGACCUGGACCGUAUUUCACUCGCUACCACAGCAGAUGUGCAGUUCUCCAUCUGGGUGUCCUUCUUUGAGAUUUACAAUGAGUUAAUCUAUGACUUGUUAGAACCAACUCCACCGGGCCAGAACCACAAGAGGCAGACACUGCGGCUUUGUGAAGACCAGACUGGUAACCCCUAUGUGAAAGAUCUAAAUUGGAUCAAUGUCCGUAAUGCUGAUGAGGCCUGGAAGCUCCUGAAACUGGGUCGGAAAAAACAGAGUUUUGCUAGUACCCACAUGAACCAGAACUCCAGUCGCAGUCACAGCGUCUUCUCUAUUCGGAUUCUGCACUUGCAAGGAGGUGGCAGUGAAGUUGUUCCCAAAAUCAGCGAGCUGUCACUGUGUGAUCUUGCGGGGUCGGAGCGCUGCAAGGACCAGAAAAGUGGGGACCGAAUGAAAGAGGCAAAUAACAUCAACACCUCCCUGCACACGCUGGGCCGCUGCAUUGCUGCCCUCCGCCAGAACCAGCAGUCCAAACUGAAGCAGACUGUGGUUCCCUUCCGGGACAGCAAGCUAACCCGAGUGUUCCAGGGGUUCUUCACUGGACGUGGACGCUCUUGCAUGAUUGUCAACAUUAACCAGUGUGCAUCUACAUAUGAUGAGACUUUGUACGUAGCCAAGUUUUCAGCCAUUGCCAGUCAGCUUAUCCAGGCACCUCCCACAAAGGUAGGACUUCCAACCAUACAGUCAAUUAUCAAAGAGCACAGCAGGCGAACCAGCCAGGGGCCAGAGGCAGUGGCAAAACAAGUGGAAUCGGAAGAUGACAGUGAGGAUGAAACGGAGAUCACCAUGUAUGAGAAGGAGGACUUGUUGCGUAUAGUGGAUGCAGCACGAGAGCUGCUGGUGCAAGAACGGCAGGAGAAGCUGCAACUAGAAAUGCGCCUCCGUGAAGAGAUCUGCAACGAGAUGCUGGAGCACCUGCAACAGAAAGAGCAGUGGUGCAGCCAACACGUGGAUGCCCAGAAGGAGUUGCUAGAGGAACUGUAUGAAGAUAAACUGAACAACCUGAAGGAGGCACUUACUGACUAUUACCAAGAGAAGAUCCAGGUCCGUGAUGAGAAGAUAGAGGAGCUCCAAGCUGCUCUGCUGGAGGAAAAACAAAAACUGGAGAACCUGCAUACUAAGGCAAUGGGCUCAGAACAAGGCCUGCGUAGAUCAAAGCGAGUGGCUGCCUCAGGCACUCUGCAACAGGAACUGCUUGAAACUAAAGCCAAACUAGAGCAGUGUCAGACAGAGCUGAAUACAGCAACAGCAGAGCUACGCAAAUACCAGAAAUUAGUGGAGCCACCUCCCUCUGCCAAACCUAUUACAAUGGAUGUAGACAGGAAGCUGGAGGAAGGACAAAAGAAUGUCAGAUUGCUGCGGUCGGAACUGCAGAAACUUGGGGAGUCUCUGCAGUCUGCAGAGAGGGCGUGCUGCCACAGUACGAGUGCAGGGAAGCUCCGAGAGGCCCUCUGCACUUGUGAUGACAUUCUGGCCAGACAGGACCAAACACUGGCAGAACUGCAGAACAACAUGAUGCUGGUAAAAUUAGACCUGAGGAAGAAAGCAGCUUGUAUUGCUGAACAGUACCACACUGUGCAGAAGCUCCAGGCUCCUCCAACAUCUACCUUAAAGAAACGGUUCUGUGCCAACAGGGAAAACCUCCAACCAACUCCUGGUAAAAAGCCCUUUCUGCACAACCUUCUAUCACGUUCAGCUACCCGUCCUGCUGGCAGAGGGUGGCAGCUUCGUUCGGUUGCUCUAUGACUUUUACCAAAGAGAUCUCUGCCCCACUAUUAUUGGAACAGGUGGCAAAUCCAAUAUAAUAGCAUCUGUUUUUCUUUGUGCGCUUGUUUUUUAUUAUUGUAGCUGCUUGAGAGCUUAUGUAAACGUUUGUAUAUGUAUAGUUAAACUUUUUAAUCAAAACCAAAGUGGACAAAUGAGGUUUGUAACAAACACUAAAAUGAGGAAAGGUCUUUAAAUAUAAAAUAAUGUGCAUGAUCAAAGUUGUUUAACAAAAGUACAGGUUAAGUGAGUUCUCUUCAACUAUAUUGGCACAUAACUCAGUUCACAGGAUCCUCUGUGAAAGAUAUUUCUGCCUUCCUUGAAUUAUAAUCCUUUAUUAAAGUAUACACGUUCUAAUUCGGGGCUGCUCUCUCGGAUCUUGGCUUGCAGUUCUGGCUCCAAGCGUGCUACAGCCAUGGAACUAAG